UGAGGAAACAGGAAACCACGUGUGCCGGUUUAAAAGGGAAACAACGUUUGUGGCGGAGUAGUCGUGCUUGGCUUUAAUAAAGACCAAAAUUUAACGUCUGAGAGAGUUUGUCUUGUUCAAAUAGCUGUUUGGGACGCUUCUCAAACAUGUCGUCGUUCAGGAAAGCGCUGAAAUCCCGACAAAGAAACCACCACGAGAGAUCCCAGCCUGAAUCUAGGAAGCACUUGGGUUUACUGCAAAAGAAGAAAGACUACCUGCAUCGUGCAAAUGACUACCAUAAGAAGCAAAACACACUCCUCGCUCUUCGCAAGAAGGCUCUGGAGAAGAACCCGGAUGAGUUUUACCACAAAAUGAUCAAUUCACAGCUGCAGGAUGGCGUCCACGUGUCCAAAAAGUCGAAAGAUGACGAAGCGGAGGUGACGGAGGAGCAGAAGAGAGUAAUGACGACGCAGGAUAUUAAAUAUGUGGAGAUGAAGAGGGUGGCAGAAGCGAGGAAAAUUGAGAGGCUGAAAGGAAGUCUCCAUCUUCUGGAUGUGGUCAGCAAACAGAAAAACAAGCACACCUUUUUUGUGGAUUCCAAAAAGGAAGUACGGUCAUUCAACUUGGCCAACCACCUGAACACCGUCCCCGAACUGGUGGAUCGAGUGUACAACAGACCCACAGUGGCCACGCUGAUGAAUGAGCGCAUCCUGGGAGCCGUGGAUCCUCACAGUCAAAAGAAGCUGUCCAGGCAACGCAAGCACGAGUACAAGCUUCUCUCGCAAAGGAUCGACCGGGAGAAGAAACUGUUUGUCAUCAGCCAGAAGCUUCAGACGCGCAAGGACCUCCAGGAUAAACGCAGCAAGAUCAAAGUUCGGAAAGAGAAGAUAAAUGCUCCAGCCAUCUACAAGUUUGAGACUAAGAGGAAACGCUGAGUCGCUGCUAAGUUGACAAAUUGAAAGUUGAACAAUCGUGGACAUUAUCCUUCAAAAAAAUGUCACGAUAUAUUUUGUACAUAAUUAUUUUUCCCAAAAUAAAUAUUAACCAUUCUAAUGACUCA
Syngnathoides biaculeatus (alligator pipefish) is the source of this 1039-nucleotide messenger RNA. RefSeq names its product UTP11 small subunit processome component (gene utp11). Bases 147 to 914 code for a protein of 255 amino acids. Gene Ontology annotation, biological process: rRNA processing. The transcript has 8 exons. The record is from RefSeq and is a predicted model, not a curated record. NCBI's taxonomy places the organism in Eukaryota, Metazoa, Chordata, Actinopteri, Syngnathiformes, Syngnathidae. Gene Ontology annotation, cellular component: nucleolus; small-subunit processome.